This is a messenger RNA of Nasonia vitripennis (jewel wasp), 2232 nucleotides long. RefSeq names its product glycoprotein-N-acetylgalactosamine 3-beta-galactosyltransferase 1 (gene C1GalTA). Bases 655 to 1731 code for a protein of 358 amino acids. Lineage: Eukaryota; Metazoa; Arthropoda; Insecta; Hymenoptera; Pteromalidae. The record is from RefSeq and is a predicted model, not a curated record. Gene Ontology annotation, molecular function: N-acetylgalactosaminide beta-1,3-galactosyltransferase activity. The transcript has 7 exons. Gene Ontology annotation, cellular component: membrane.
UAUAUAUCGGUGAAUUCCUAACCUCGCAAUAAUAGCUAUAUGCAAUAUAUGUCUAUCAAAACAUAAUAAGCGUCAUGUCGUCAAGAAAAGCAUCGUUGGCCAGUUCGUUACGAUCGACGGCUUCUUCAUUACCAAUAAUGAGCCGGAUAAAAUGAAGAAACACAAGGCCCACAAGGCUACAGCUUUGAGAGUAGAAAAUUCCUUAGCCUCUAGUGUCGCGAAGGAUUGUGGAAAUGCAUGCGACCAGUGGCACGCAGGGCGACCUGCACAUUCAGCUCUCUUUUCAUUCAGCGCACUGUAAAUAAACUGAGCAUUAGAGGCAGAGUUUACGAAAUUACACCUUUUCACUGCACACUUGCUUCCUGUCAUUAGCGUUUAUAGACUGCACACAAAUGCUAGCAUGAUAAUGCACAACUAAAGCAACCUUGAGAGAAUCAUCAAAUACAUAUCAUGAAACUAAGGAUUUUUGCAACAGACAAGCGAAUGUUAAAAUACUCACAAUCCAAGUAUUAUUUUAAUGAUGUUUUACUCUAAAUUGAAGCUGUGAAAGGACCAAUUUAUAUUGUGAUUAUACGUAUCAUUAUGAUUCAAUACAAUACUCAACAACUUUUAGGUUUGCCAAAGUCAGCCAUCUGUGAAAAUAAAAAUUAAGAAAUGUUGCCAUCAACCAAAAGUGCCCGAGUCAACCGUCGAUUAGUUUUGACGUUAGCUGCCGGUGUCGUUUGUGGAUUCCUAUCAGCAUGUCUUUUCAUCACAGCUACCAGGGACAUGCCCCAUAUGUUAUACUGGUUUCCCACUGGUUCUUACAGAGACCCUCAUCAUUAUUCGCAACUGGAGCGAGAGGUUGGACCAGAUGUCGAGGUAUCGUUUCACGGUAACGACGAAGACUUUCAUAAGGGUGAAGACAGGGUAGCGCAGGAAAUGGCGAAAAAGGUGCGGGUCCUGUGCUGGGUCAUGACUGGCCCGAAAAAUCACCAGACCAAAGCUAGGCACGUAAAAGCAACAUGGGGCAAGCGUUGUAACAUUCUACUAUUUAUGAGUUCCGUAGAAGAUCCUAGCCUACCAACUGUUGUACUGCCAGUUAAGGAAGGUAGGGAUAACUUGUGGGCAAAGACCAAAGAAGCAUUUAAAUAUACGUAUGAAAACUACAAAGACAAAGCGGACUGGUUUCUCAAAGCCGACGAUGACACGUACGUGAUAGUAGAAAACUUACGCUACAUGCUAUCUCCGCACUCGCCGUCCUCGCCUCUGUACUUUGGCUGCCGUUUCAAGCCUUUCGUAAAGCAAGGCUACAUGAGCGGUGGUGCGGGCUACGUCCUGAGUCGCGAAAGUCUACGUAAGUUCGUCGAGGAGGGCCUGCCAAACAGUACGCACUGUCGACAAGAUGCCGGUGGCGCCGAGGAUGUCGAGAUGGGCAAGUGUCUCGAGCGCGUAGGUGUUCGCGCGAUGGACACCCGUGAUCUCCAUGGACGCGGGCGAUUCUUCCCAUUCGUACCGGAGCACCAUCUCAUACCCAAUCAUGUUGAUAAAGACUUCUGGUACUGGAAGUACAUCUAUUACGAGGCAAAGGAUGGCCUUGAUUGCUGCUCGGACAGCGCCGUGUCCUUCCACUACGUUAGUCCGAACAUGAUGUACGUGCUGGAAUAUUUGAUUUAUCACUUGAGACCUUACGGAAUUAAUCACGCGAUCGAGGAGCUGCCUACGGGCAGCGAUCGGCCUGCUCGUCGAUGAUGUCGAUGAGAGAUUUAGAGUCUAGUCGUGCUGUACACAAUUGUUUGUUUUUGUCUUUUAUGCGUGGGAUGAUUUUUUUAUUGAUUUUUUGUUUAGUUUUCUUCGAUCUUACGAGAAAGCAUUAGAAUGUUUUCUGGAUUCAAGUUCGAAACUUGCCUUAGCUGAAGAGAACAAGUAAUUAAAGGGUUUUCCUUUCAAAUUAUUUUCUAAGAGAUUGUCCGCAACGGACUCAGAAUAGCGUAUAAGACGGAUUUUAAAAAUUUAUUCAUUAUCUACCCUGGUAAAAGGCUUCUUUAAGCUAUUAUAUCAAGGCUAUGAUACAAUCAACUGCCUUUUUGUAGUUUAUUUUUUUUUAUUUUUAAUAGACUCAAGAUAGUUAGAAUACGGUUCACACAUAUGCUAGAAAAAGUGUAUAAACAGAAUACGACUCUGCACUGAUUAUCGAGAAAGUAUGAAAUAGAGAGUUUUUAAGUACUUAUAAAUAAACGUUGAUUCUCCUAA